This is a messenger RNA of Chondrus crispus (carragheen), 645 nucleotides long. RefSeq lists its product as hypothetical. Lineage: Eukaryota; Rhodophyta; Florideophyceae; Gigartinales; Gigartinaceae. Bases 1 to 645 code for a protein of 214 amino acids. The record is from RefSeq and is a predicted model, not a curated record. The transcript has a single exon.
AUGGGCAGAGCGCUGAUUGGCGCAGGGGGGGGGGAAGGUGGACUGGGCCGUGCCGUGGUCAGGGCCGGUCUUAACAGAGCACGUUCUUGCCCACCACCACCCUUAUUAUAUCAAUUUUCUGACCUGGCGAUACUCCAUUGGCCCUCACCCUCGCCGUCCGUCCGACGCAAGGGCUCUCCACAAGCCCUCUGCUGGACUGUGCCGCAGAGCCCAGCUCGCAACUGGCGCCCGCGCGCAUCCGCACACGCUCCGUCAACCUUCACUCGAAGCUCCGCGACCUCCGUCGCGACCUCCGUCGCGGACGGCGCUGAGCACGUGCACAUUCCGACACCGGGGAAUCACUCCCGCUCUGCUGACCAAAUUCACUUGACUACUGUACACCAUUUUGAACUGUAUGUACCGUACUCUGGUGUUUUUUUUCACAUUCGCGCCCACACACCCGCCUACAGCACCGCCCGCUGUCCACUUUACAAUAAACAAAGGAGUGGAGAGCGGCCUUCGGCCGCUUCCCACCCCAACUUAACGCUGCCCACUUGCUGGCUCCCGAAUCCCUUCCGGAAAUCUACGGAAAAUAUGCAUACAGUACUCUUGCGUCGUUUAUGCACUACGGUUUCUUGCUCUCGUUCUUGUGCCUACACUAUUUAA